This is a messenger RNA of Coregonus sp. 'balchen', 20057 nucleotides long. Lineage: Eukaryota; Metazoa; Chordata; Actinopteri; Salmoniformes; Salmonidae. The record is from the annotation of a GenBank genome assembly.
GCCGGCGUCUGGAGCUUCUUCCUCUUGUGCUGCCCAGAAGGUUCCAGACCGUUGUCCCACACACGCUGUCACAAUGAUGGGCCAACAGGUUCUCGUGCUGAGUAAGUAAAUAGAAAAACCAUAAGCAACAUCAUAACUUUGAUUUUUGUGGAAAUGUGACGCAUUUUGAUGUUUCUGUCGUUUGUAAUAUCCCGACAAGCGGCCAAAACAGGCUACAUAGCUAGCCAGCAACAAAGCAUGUGCUUCUGCUUCCUUGCCGACAACUGACAGUGUUCGCUAGCUAGCGUUAGCAAAGUAUUUAGCUAGGAGGCUAACUAGCUCUUUGUAUGACUUUGUAACGUCAUUUACAUUUUAGUCAUUUAGCAGACGCUCAUAUCCAGAGCGACUUACAGUUAGUGAGUGCAUACAUUUUCAUACAUCAUAACGUUACAACAAACUUAUCUGGCUGGCUACAGUGCAUUUUACACAACCGCUAGCUAAGUGCUCAACUCAAAUGUCCAUUCUCAAGAAUACAUUUUGCAAUGACGUUACACAUUGACAGUCAUUUCUUGCUAGCUAACUUUAGCUACUUAGGUUGCUGUUGACCAAUUGGGGCUGAAAACAUGGGAGUCCUGCCCAGCUGUUUGGCAACAUAUUAGUGAAACAAACAAAGAUUGACUCAAAUCACUGGGAUUUGAACCUGGUCGUUGGAGCUUCCAGGCAUGUCAACAUUAGACAGCUCCUGCAUGUCAGUAGCUAGCAUGUCAGAUGAAUUAAGCCAACUUUGGUGCUGUAUUUGUGUGUAGCUUAUCUAUCUGUUAGCAGCAAGGCAUAUUAUUACAGUAUAACAUAUCAGCCUUCCAAAAUGAGACAUCCAUAAUCCACACACAUGAUAUGCCUAGCUAACUAUUGUGUGAUGUAGGUAGUUCUCGAGCUACAGAUGUGUGAUCUUAAUUUGUACAUGUAAAUCAAAAGGUGCAGAACAAACGUAGACUGGUUGGAUCCCAGAGUUAACUAGACUAAUUGCUGUAAUGAUGUUUUGGUCUGCACAAUUUUAAACAACAUACACAAUAUAGUAUUAACUUCGUUCUCAUGUUCCCCUACAGGCCAGAAUAUGAAGAGGGAGUCUGGACGGAAGGUUCAGACGGGAAAUAUCAGUGCAGCCAAGGUGAGGUCUCAUUAUUUGGUGUCUUCCACUGUACUUGGUAGAAUUAACAUGGGUUCUAGCUAUGUUAUUUCAACAUAAUUGGAUGUUUAAUUGCUGUCUAUGAGGACCAGGACUAGGGCUGGGAUGAUACCAGUAUCGCGAUAAUCGUUAGCAUUGUGGCAAGGAAACAAAACAUGAAGCAGACUUCACUUCUUUAGGAAAACAGCCCUAAUGUUGGAAACAAACGUCAUUAUGUUGUCAUCUAGAGUUACAUUUAAUUUCCAAGCUAUAGCACACAAUAUUUUACAUAUAGCAGGUGUUUAAGGACCAAAGAGUUUAAUCUGCUUUGUUUUCAUUUUUGCCAUGGAAAGAAUAUUGUGAUACUGGCAUCGUCACAGCCCUACCCAGUACAUUGCUACUGUAGCUCAAUUUAUGAGGAAUGUAGGAUAGCCAUGAUGCAUUGUCUUUUGACACUGCCUAGAUAAACCUUUUUUCGUGUGUGUUGUAGACGAUCGCAGACGUCAUUAGAACAUGCCUGGGACCAAGGGCCAUGAUGAAGGUGAGCUAUAGGUUUCUUUUUAUCCUCAGGUUUUUGUCACUGUUUUGCCUGGAACAUACUUUAUGGUAGUACUUGAAUUCGGAAACCAUAACAUGCUUUGAGUGUCUGUGUGUGAAGAUGCUGUUGGACCCCAUGGGUGGGAUCGUGAUGACCAACGAUGGCAACGCUAUCCUGAGAGAGGUGAGAAGAGCACACUUGCUAUGAUUCCCAUACGUCUACUUCCAUGCAGAAAAUAUCAGUGUUCAGUGCCCCAGUGUAAAGCCAACCUCAUUCCUUCUAUCUCUGCUUCCACAUACACAGAUCCAGGUCCAGCACCCGGCUGCCAAGUCCAUGAUUGAGAUCAGCCGCACUCAGGACGAGGAGGUGGGAGACGGCACCACCUCUGUCAUCAUCCUGGGUGAGUCACCACAUGCCCAACACUGUAAAUACACUGCACCUUCAGGUCUAUUCUCAUAGUAGUAGUACACUAGUAAUCCAAUCCAGCCUAUUCCUCAUGUAUUACUUGUAUUACUCCUGUGUCUCAACCAGACCUGGAAUUUCAUGAUUUUAGGGGCAAGGCCAUUUGGCCCUCAAAAUCAAGAGGUAGUCACCUGGAAUGCAUUUCAAUUAACAGGUGUGCCUUAAAAGUUAAUUUGUGGAAUUUCUUUCCUCCUUAAUGCGUUCGAGACAGUCAGUUUUGUUGUGACAAGGUAGGGUUGGUAUACAGAAGAUAGCCAGCCCUAUUUUGUAAAAGAUCAAGUCCAUAUUAUGGCAAGAACAGCUCAAAUAAGCAAAGACAAAUGACAGUCCAUCAUUACUUUAAGACAUGAAGGUCAGUCAAUACGGAAAAUCUCUAGAACUUUGACAGUUUCUUCAAGUGCAGUCGCAAAAACCAUCAAGUGCUAUGAUGAAACUGGCUCUCAUGAGGACCACCACAGGAAAGGAAGAUCCAGUUACCUCUGCUGCAGAGGAUAAGUUCAUUAGCGUUAACUGUACCACAGAUUGCAGCCCAAAUAAAUGCUUCAGAGUUCAAGGAACAGACACAACUCAACAUCCACUGUUCAGAGGAGACUGGAUGAGUCAGGCCUUCAUGGUCGAAUUGCUGCAAAGAAACCACUACUAAAGGACACAAUAAGAAGAAGAGACUUGCUUGGGCUAAGAAACAUGAGCAAUGGACAUUAGACCGGUGGAAAUCUAUCCUUUGGUCUGAUGAGUCCAAAUUUGAGAUUUUUGGUUCCAACCGCCUUGUCUUUUUGAGACACAGGGUAGGUGAAUGGAUGAUCUCCGCAUGUGUGGUUCCCACCGUGAAGCAUGGAGGAGGAGGUGUGAUGGUGUGGGGGUGCUUUGCUGGUGACACUGUCGUUGAUUUAUUUAGAAUUCAAGGCACACUUAACCAACAUGGCUACCACAGCAUUUUGCAGCGAUACACCAUCCCAUCCUGUUUCCGCUUAUUUCGACUAUCAUUUGUUUUUCAACAGGACAAUGACCCAACACACCUCCAGAAUGUGUGUAAGGGCUAUUUGACCGAGAAGAAGAGUGAUGGAGUGCUGCAUAUGAUAUCCUGGCCUCCACAAUCUCCCGACCUCAACCCAAUUGAGAUGUUUUGGGAUGAGUUGGACUGCAGAGUGAAGGAAAAGCAGCCAACAAGUGCUCCGCAUAUGUGGGAACUCCUUCAAGACUGUUGGAAAAGCGUUCCUCAUGAAGCUGGUUGAGAGAAUGCCAAGAGUGUGCAAAGCUGUCAUCAAGGCAAAGGGUAACCACUUUGAAGAAUCUAAGAUAUAUUUAUUUAUUUUAUCUUUAUUUAAUUAGGCAAGUCAGUUAAGAACAAAUUCUUAUUUACAAUGACUGCCUACACCGGACAAACCCGGACGACGCUGGGCCAAUUGUGCACCGCCCUAUGGGACUCCCAAUCACGGCCAGUUGUGUUACAGCCUGGAAUCGAACCAGGGGGUCUGUAGUGAUGCCUCAAGCACUGAGAUGCAGUGCCUUAGACAACUGCGCCACUCGGGAGCCCAAUUGUAGACAUCCACAAGUCUGGUUCAUCCUCGGGAUUAAUUUCCAAACACCUGAAGGUACCACGUUCAUCUGUACAAACAAUAGUAUGCAAGUACAGUGGGGGAAAAAAGUAUUUAGUCAGCCACCAAUUGUGCAAGUUCUCCCACUUAAAAAGAUGAGAGGCCUGUACUUUUCAUCAUAGGUACACGUCAACUAUGACAGACAAAUUGAGAAGAAAAAAAUCCAGAAAAUCACAUUGUAGGAUUUUUAAUGAAUUUAUUUGCAAAUUAUGGUGGAAAAUAAGUAUUUGGUCACCUACAAACAAGCAAGAUUUCUGGCUCUCACAGACCUGUAACUUCUUCUUUAAGAGGCUUCCCUGUCCUCCACUCGUUACCUGUAUUAAUGGCACCUGUUUGAACUUGUUAUCAGUAUAAAAGACACCUGUCCACAACCUCAAACAGUCACACUCCAAACUCCACUAUGGCCAAGACCAAAGAGCUGUCAAAGGACACCAGAAACAAAAUUGUAGACCUGCACCAGGCUGGGAAGACUGAAUCUGCAAUAGGUAAGCAGCUUGGUUUGAAGACAUCAUUAGGAAUGGGAAAUUAAGCAAUUAUUAGGAAAUGGAAGACAUACAAGACCACUGAUAAUCUCCCUCGAUCUGGGGCUCCACGCAAGAUCUCACCCCGUGGGGUCAAAAUGAUCACAAGAACGGUGAGCAAAAAUCCCAGAACUACACGGGGGGACCUAGUGAAUGACCUGCAGAGAGCUGGGACCAAAGUAACAAAGCCUACCAUCAGUAACACACUACGCCGCCAGGGACUCAAAUCCUGCAGUGCCAGACAUGUGCCCCUUCUUAAGCCAGUACAUGUCCAGGCCCGUCUGAAGUUUGCUAGAGUGCAUUUGGAUGAUCCAGAAGAGGAUUGGGAGAAUGUCAUAUGGUCAGAUGAAACCAAAAUAAAACUUUUUGGUAAAAACUCAACUCGUCGUGUUUGGAGGACAAAGAAUGCUGAGUUGCAUCCAAAGAACACCAUACCUACUGUGAAGCAUGGGGGUGGAAACAUCAUGCUUUGGGGCAGUUUUUCUGCAAAGGGACCAGGACGACUGAUCCGUGUAAAGGAAAGAAUGAAUGGGGCCAUGUAUCGUGAGAUUUUGAGUGAAAACCUCCUUCCAUCAGCAAGGGCAUUGAAGAUGAAACGUGGCUGGGUCUUUCAGCAUGACAAUGAUCCCAAACACACCGCCCGGGCAACAAAGGAGUGGCUUCGUAAGAAGCAUUUCAAGGUCCUGGAGUGGCCUAGCCAGUCUCCAGAUCUCAACCCCAUAGAAAAUCUUUGGAGGGAGUUGAAAGUCUGUGUUGCCCAGCGACAGCCCCAAAACAUCACUGCUCUAGAGGAGAUCUGUAUGGAGGAAUGGGCCAAAAUACCAGCAACAGUGUGUGAAAACCUUGUGAAGACUUACAGAAAACAUUUGACCUGUGUCAUUGCCAACAAAGGGUAUAUAACAAAUUAUUGAGAAACGUUUGUUAUUGACCAAAUACUUAUUUUCCACCAUAAUUUGGAAAUAAAUUCAUAAAAAAAUCCUACAAUGUGAUUUUUCUGGAUUUUUUUCCCUCAUUUUGUCUGUAAUAGUUGACAUGUACCUAUGAUGAAAAUUACAGGCCUCUCUCAUCUUUUUAAGUGGGAGAACUUGCACAAUUGGUGGCUGACUAAAUACUUUUUUCCCUACUGUAUAAACACCAUGGGACUACACAGCUGUCAUACUACUCAGGAAGGAGACGCGUUCUGUCUCCUAGAGAUGAACGUACUUUGGUGCGUAAAAUGCAAAUCAAUCCCAGAACAACAGCAAAGGACCUUGUGAAGAUGCUGGAGGAAACAGGUACAAAAGUAUCUAUAUCCACAGUAAAACGAGUCCUAUAUUGACAUAACCUGAAAGCCCGCUCAGCAAGAAAGAAGCCACUGCUCCAAAACCGCCAUAAAAAAGCCAGACUACGGUUUGCAACUGCACAUGGGGACAAAGAUCGUACUUUUUGGAGAAAUGUCCUCUGGUCUGAUUAAACAAAAAUAGAACUGUUUGGCCAUAAUGAUCAUCGUUAUGUUUGGAGGAAAAAGGGGGUGCUUGCAAGCCGAAGAACACCAUCCCAACCGUGAAGCACGGGGGUGGCAGCAUCAUGCUGUGGGGGUGCUUUUCUGUUGGAGGGACUGGUGCACUUCACAAAAUAGAUGGCAUCGUGAGGAAGGAAAAUUAUGUGGAUAUAUUGAAGCAACAUCUCAAAACAUCAGUCAGGAAGUUAAAGCUUGGUUGCAAAUGGGUUUUCCAAAUGGACAAUGACCCCAAGACAUUUUGCCACAACUUUGGAAGUAUGCUUAAGGACAACAAAGUCAAGGUAUUGGAGUGGCCAUCACAAAGCCCUGACCUCAAUCCUAUAGAACAUUUGUGGGCAGAACUGAAAAGGCACGUGCGAGCAAGGAGGCCUACAAACCUGACUCCGUUACAUCAGCUCUGUCAGGAGGAAUGGGCCAAAAUUCACCCAACUUAUUGUGGGAAGCUUGUGGAAGGCUACCCAAAACAUUUGACCCAAGUUAAACAAUUGAAAGGCAAUGCUACCAAAUACUAAUUGAGUGUAUGUAGAUUUCUGACCCACUGGGAAUGUGAUGAAAGAAAUUAAAGCUGAAAUAAAUCACUCUUUACUGUUAUUCUGACAUUUCACAUUCUUAAAAUAAAGUGGUGAUCCUAACUGACCUAAGACAGGGAAUUUUUUACUAGGAUUAAAUGUCAGGAACUGUGAAACUGAGUUUAAAUGUAUUUGACUAAGGUGUAUGUAAACUUCUGACUUCAACUGUGUGUGUGCGCAAACAUACAUACACUGCUCAAAAAAAUAAAGGGAACACUAAAAUAACACAUCCUAGAUCUGAAUGUAUGAAAUAAUCUUAUUAAAUACUUUUUUCUUUACAUAGUUGAAUGUGCUGACAACAAAAUCACACAAAUUAUCAAUGGAAAUCAAAUGUAUCAACCCAUGGAGGUCUGGAUUUGGAGUCAUCCUCAAAAUUAGUGUAAAACCACACUACAGGCUGAUCCAACUUUGAUGUAAUGUCCUUAAAACAAGUCAAAAUCAGAAUAGAAAGAGGCGUGGGAGGCCCCGGUGCAAAACUGAGCAAGAGGACAAAUACAUUAUUGUCUAGUUUGAGAAACAGACGCCUCACAGGUCCUCAAUUGGCAGCUUCAUUAAAUAGUACCCGCAAAACACCAGUCUCAACGUCAACAGUGAAAAGGCGACUCCGGGAUGCUGGCCUCCCACUCCUCUUUCUAUUCUGGUUAGAGGCAGUUUGCGCUGUUCUGUGAAGGGAGUAGUACACAGCGUUGUACGAGAUCUUCAGUUUCUUGGCAAUUUCUCGCAUGGAAUAGCCUUAAUUUCUUAGAACAAGAAUAGACUGACGAGUUUAAAAAGAAAGUUCUUUAUUUCUGGCCAUUUUGAGCCUGUAAUCGAACCCACCAUUGCUGAUGCUCCAGAUACUCAACUAGUCACAAGAAGGCCCAUUUUAUUGCUUCUUUAAUCAGAACAACAGUUUUCAGCUGUGCUAACAUAAUUGCAAAAGGGUUUUCUAAUGAUCAAUUAGCCAUUUAAAAUGAUAAACUUGGAUUCGCAAACACAACGUGCCAUUGGAACACAGGACUGAUGCUUGCUUAUAAUGGGCCUCUGUACGCCUGUGUAGAUAUUCCAUUAAAAAGCAGCCAUUUCCAGCUACAAUAGCCAUUUACAACAUUAACAAUGUCUACACUGUAUUUCUGAUCAAUUUGAUGUGUUCGAAAGAAAAUAAAAAAAAUUCCCCAUUUUUAAAAUAACAAGGACAUUUUCUAAGUGACCCCAAACUUUUGAACGGUUGUGUGUGUGUGUAUAUAUACACACACACACACACACACACACAGUGGGGAGAACAAGUAUUUGAUACACUGCAGGUUUUCCUACUUACAAAGCAUGUAGAGGUCUGUAAUUUUUAUCAUAGGUACACUUCAACUGUGAGACGGAAUCUAAAACAAAAAUCCAGAAAAUCACAUUGUAUGAUUUUUAAGUAAUUCAUUUGCAUUUUAUUGCAUGACAUAAGUAUUUGAUACAUCAGAAAAGUAGAACUUAAUAUUUGGUACAGAAACCUUUGUUUGCAAUUACAGAGAUCAUACUUUUCCUGUAGGUCUUGACCAGGUUUGCACGCACUGCAGCAGGGAUUUUGGCCCACUCCUCCAUACAGACUUUCUCCAGAUCCUUCAGGUUUCGGUGCUGUCGCUGGGCAAUAUGGACAUUCAGCUCCCUCCAAAGAUGUUCUAUUGGGUUCAGGUCUGGAGACUGGCUAGGCCACUCCAGGACCUUGAGAUGCUUCUUACGGAGCCACUCCUUAGUUGCCCUGGCUGUGUGUUUUGGGUCGUUGUCAUGCUGGAAGACCCAGCCACGACCCAUCUUCAAUGCUCUUACUGAGGGAAGGAGGUUGUUGGCCAAGAUCUCGCGAUACAUGGCACCAUCCAUCCUCCCCUCAAUACGGUGCAGUCGUCCUGUCCCCUUUGCAGAAAAGCAUCCCCAAAGAAUGAUGUUUCCACCUCCAUGCUUCACGGUUGGGAUGGUGUUCUUGGGGUUGUACUCAUCCUUCUUCCUCCAUACACGGCGAGUGGAGUUUAGACCAAAAAGCUCUAUUUUAUGUCCUUACACAGCUCUCUGGUCUUGGCCAUUGUGGAGAGGUUGGAGUCUGUUUGAGUGUGUGGACAGGUGUCUUUUAUACAGGUAACGAGUUCAAACAGGUGCAGUUAAUACAGGUAAUGAGUGGAGAACAGGAGGGCUUCUUAAAGAAAAACUAACAGGUCUGUGAGAGCUGGAAUUCUUACUGGUUGGUAGGUGAUCAAAUACUUAUGUCAUGCAAUAAAAUGCAAAUUAAUUACUUAAAAAUCAUACAAUGUGAUUUUCUGGAUUUUUGUUUUAGAUUCCGUCUCUCACAGUUGAAGUGUACCUAUGAUAAAAAUUACAGACCUCUACAUGCUUUGUAAGUAGGAAAACCUGCAAAAUCGGCAGUGUAUCAAAUACUUGUUCUCCCCACUGUAUAUAUAUCUAAUUCAUGUUUGAGGAAUAUAAUUAAUAUUAACAUCUAAAGGCUUGAUAUUCAUACUCAAGGCACUGUUCGUUCAGAUAGGCCACCUUGUAAUCUGAGCGGAGGCAUUGAACAUUUUGAAACGAUUUAACCAUAAACGUAAUUGUUUAAAACCUGGACAUUUUUUUGGUCAUUUUAUGAGGCAUGUCUUACCGUGUUUUCCAAUCAUAGGAAUGUUAAAGGGAUUAUUUUAUAAACACUUUGUCGUAUGCCAUUGAAACCAGUAUUUAUCUCGUGCUCUCAACUUUCUUUCAUUGUCCAGCAGCCAAAGACACAAUCCUAGUCAUAUUAACAACCCAUGCGGUGUGCUUUGGAGAACAGUGUUUUCCUGCUAAUUGAAUGUUGAAACAUUUGCGUGUAUAACCUGCUGCUGUGUGCUUGUUGCUACGCUUAUGUGGAGAAAUAGUUUAUCAACAUUUUAAUCUGAAAGUUCUUAUCUGUUGCAUCAGCCUCAUUUGCUUUUAAAAGUUUGUUUGUUUGUACAGUGGUUGUAUUAAUUUGGGAUCUAUCGUCCCACAACUGCCCCAGAGAGUCUGUUUGGAAUGUUUCUUUCUUGCACAGAACGUCAAGCUGACCCAUUGAAUAGGUCAACUUUUGUAAUAUGUGAGAUAGUAGAUUGACAUAGGCUAGUGCUUUUGCUGUUUGUUAAUAAUCUUUUUGGCUGACGAAAAGUAAACGUGGACAGUUCUAACAUCUUCAGUAUGCACCACGGAAUUCGAUAAGAAGGACGCGCACCGUUGCAUCCCCGACGUGUCUGUCAUCACUAGUACGGUAGUCUACUUUGGAGCUGCAAUACCUGUGAGAAGGACCUGAUCACGUGACGGGCAUUGACUAAUAAGAAUUGAAAUGUCUGAGAGAGCCAUGUGAAUGAGAGGUGCUUUGGAGCAGGGCGGUUGGCAGCUGGAAGAAGGGAAUUAUAAUUAUUAUAUUCAGCCCAAGGGCACAAUGGCCACUUUGGCCGCAAGGCAUGGAUUUUUUUAGGGGCCAUCGACAGCCAUGGCUGCCGAUCCUGCCAGAAAAUUUGACGACUCAACCUGGGGGACCAUUAAUUUUGUACAUCUCUCUAGCGGGGGAGAUGCUGUCCGUAUCAGAGCAGUUCCUGGAGCAGCAGAUGCACCCGACAGUUGUCAUCAGCGCCUACAGACAAGCCCUGGAUGAUAUGCUCAACCUGCUCAAAGAUAUCAGGUACUGUUCCAGCCUCUACCACCCGCCAACACACACAACCUUUUAAUCGUUAAGGGCUGAAUCCUAACUUAACAUCUAUGUAUAAUUUCACUUUUGAUGCAAAUCUGUGAUUGACAUUAAUACUUGAUUUACAUGAAGUCUAGAGCUUUGUCCCAAAUACUGUUUCUGGUCACUGCAUGUUUUAGGUAAAAAACAUGCAGGUCAAAAAAUGUAUGUUUUUGAUCGGCGACCCCCAAAAAGGAGUGGUUCAAACCUCAAACCCCCGUGCACGCACGCACACACACAAACACACAAUCGCUGUGCAAAUGUACCUGUCAAACAGUGAUGCAUUUUCAAAACGCAAGAGACGUUUUAGACCUGCAUUUUGAGGUGAAAGUCAUUCAUGUUAGCAGCCAAUAUCAACUAGGGAUAUCAUGUCACUUCUCUGGAGUCCAGAGCAAGCAGCUUACGGCUGACCUGUAUGUAGCAGAGGUUGCAGGAUCAGAUGGAAGCAUGGUCUGUCUGCAGCCUUCUUCCUAACAAAUAUUGUAACAUAUUCUGGUGAAUUUAUUACAUCUUCAUCCCAUAAGUAUUGAAGGCAGUGUGAUGUUACAGCUAUGUCUUUAGACAUAUAGCCAGUAGCCACCCAAACAUGGCCUACCUAGGCCUGUCUGAAAUAUGAAAAUGAUCAACGAAUCGCCAGGUAGCCUAUUAUUCUGGCAAAGAUGCGUCUGUAGCACAUUGCUAAACUUUAUUUUAUAUAUAAACAUACUAUGUUUUUGCCAGGUAAAACUGGAGAAAAUGAAUCCAGUGCUUUCUGGUCAUUAUCAAAUCAAAUGUUAUUUGUCACAUGCGCUGAAUACAACAGGUGUAGACCUUACAGUGAAAUGCUUACUUACAAGCCCUUAACCAACAAUGCAGUUUUAAGAAAGAAUACCAAAAAAAUACUAUAUAAACUAAUACGAAAUAAAAGUAGCAAAUCAUUAAAGAGCAGCAGUAAAAAUAACGAGGCUAUAUACAGGGGGUACCGGUACCGAGUCAAUGUGCGGGGGCACCGGUUAGUCGAGGUAAUAUGUACAUGUAGGUUGAGUUAUUAACUUGACUAUGCAUAGAUAAGAGUAGCAGCAGCGUAAAAGAGGGGUGGAGGGGCAAUGCAAGUAGUCUGGGUAGCCAUUUGAUUAGAUGUUCAGGAGUCUUAUGGCUUGGGGGUAGAAGCUGUUUAGAAGCCUCUUGGACCUAGACUUGGUGCUCCGGUACCGCUUGCCGUGCGGUAGCAGAGAGAACAGUCUAUGACUAGGGUGACUGGAGUCUGACAAUUUUUAGGGCCUUGCUCUGACACCGCCUGGUAUAGAGGUCCUGGAUGGCAGGAAGCUUGGCCCCAGUGAUGUACUGGGCCAUACCCACUACCCUCUGUAGUACCUUGCGGUCAGAGGCCGAGCAGUUGCCAUACCAGGCAGUGAUGCAACCAGUCAAGAUGCUCUCGAUGGUGCAGCUGUAGAACCUUUUGAAGAUCUGAGGACCCAUGCCAAGUCUUUUCAGUCUCCUGAGGGGGAAUUGGCUUUGUCUUGCCCUCUUCACGACUGUCUUGGUGUGCUUGAACCAUGUUAGUUUGUUGGGGAUGUGGACACCAAGGAACUUGAAGCUCUCAACCUGCUCCACUACAGCCCCGUUGAUGAAAAUGGGGGCGUGCUCGGUCCUCUUCUUUUUCCUGUAGUCCACAAUCAUCUCCUUUAAUCUGGAUAUGCAUGCCUGCCUUUGCAUGCUGAUGCCUGGUCAAGAGUCAAGACACUCAACUUUUUGGUUCUGAGGCACAGAUUAGAAGAUUUUGAGACAAGAAUUUGGUACAAUACUGUAGGCCUAUGUUAGUAACCAGAUCGAAUAGGCAAAGGUAUAAAUAUACAAUACAAUACAAUACAAUUGGUAUAUGUAGCCUAUUCAAAUGUAGGGAAAAUAUGGAUUUUUCCCAUUCAAUUUCACGCUCAACCCCCACAAAAACCUUUUCGCGACCCCCAGUUUGAGAACCACUGAUUUAGGUGACAACUGCUUUCAUACUCUUAACAGUUGUUUAACAACUCUCCUCCAUCCCUACCCUCCCCCCAGCACCCCAGUGGACGUGAGCGACCGGGAGAUGAUGCUGAAGAUCAUCAACUCUGCCAUCAACACCAAGGCCCUGAGCCGCUGGUCUGACAUGGCCUGCAGCAUCGCCCUGGAUGCCGUCAAAACUGUGGAGAUGGAGGAGAACGGACACAAGGAGAUUGACAUUAAGAAGUACGCCAAAGUAGAAAAGGUAAGGGUCAAAGUGUGUGUCUUUAAUGUCAUACAGUUUUCCUGUGCAGUACAAUUUCUGCAUCAGAUCAGCAUCAACGUCCGCUUUAUCGUCUGUGUGUGUUUGUCCAGGUUCCCGGUGGGAUCAUCGAGGACUCGUGUGUGCUGAGAGGUGUGAUGGUAAACAAGGACGUGACCCACCCGCGCAUGCGCAGAAUGAUCAAGGAUCCGCGCAUUGUCCUGUUGGACUGCUCCCUGGAGUACAAGAAGGGAGAGAGCCAGACUGAUAUUGAGAUCACUCGUGAGGAGGACUUUGCACGCAUCCUGCAGAUGGAGGAGGAGUACAUCCAGCAGAUCUGUGAAGACAUCAUCCGCCUCAAGCCAGACCUCAUCUUCACAGAGAAGGGCAUCUCGGGUACUACACACACUGCUUAAAAAUGCAUUGCUCUUGUUAAGGCAUAUGUCUGAUGCAACUGACAUUUUUACCGUGACUAUAUUUUGCCUCUCUCUUCAGACUUGGCUCAGCACUACCUGAUGAAGGCUAACAUCACGGCUAUUCGCCGUGUCAGAAAGACCGACAACAACAGGAUCGCCAGGUAAGCCAAUUGAAAGCAACAUUUUUAUUUGACAUUACAUCAACUAUUGGAGACAAUUAUCGCAACAAACAUGUUUCAAUUUUGCUGUUCUGUUUUGCAUCAUGUUACUGUACAUAUCUAGCAAAUGACCGGUCACUUUCAUUGCUUAUUGGUUUAACAUAGUUUCAUUCUGUCUCUUUAACAGGGUGUAUGGUCUUUACAACUACUGCUCUAACUAAGCUGACCUCUUUCCCUGUUACCCCUCAGGGCGUGUGGCGCACGCAUUGCCAGCCGUACGGACGAGCUACGCGAGGAGGACGUGGGCCUGGGGGCGGGCCUGUUUGAGAUCAAGAAGAUUGGAGACGAGUACUUCACCUUCGUCACAGAGUGCAAAGACCCCAAAGCCUGCACCAUCCUGCUGAGAGGAGCCAGCAAGGAAAUCCUGGCGGUGAGAAACUGAGAGUAUAAAACAUUCAAAAUAAUAUGCACUUUUUAUUGUACAACAAUCACUAAGUGCAAAAAGAGAGGGAUGAUAGUGAAAAUAAUGUUAAUGAGAUGAGUCUCUGCUCCCACACUCCCCUCCUAGAACCUGUCUUUUUUUAAAUGAUAAGUCACAGAAGUUAUCAAAUCAAAUUUUAUUUGCCACAUGCGCCGAAUACAACAGGUGUAGACAUUACAGUGAAAUGCUUACUUACAAGCCCUCAACCAACAAUGCAGUUUAAGAAAAAAAUUAAAAUGGCAAAUAAUUAAAGAGCAGCAGUAAAAUAAAAUAACAGUAGGGAGGUUAUAUACAGGGGGUACCGGUACAGAGUCAAUGUGCGGGGGCACCGGUUAGUCGAGGUAAUUUAGGUAAUAUGUACAGUCGUGGUCAAAAGUUUUGAGAAUGACACAGGUAUUGGUCUUCACAAAGUUUGCUGCUUCAGUGUUUUUAGAUAUUUUUGUCAGAUGUUACUAUGGUAUGUAGCUCAGUUGAUAGAGCAUGGCGUUUGCAACGCCAAGGUUGUGGGUUCGAUUCCCACAGGGGGUAUGAAAAAAAAAAAAAAAAAGUAUAAUAAUAAUGUGACUAACUGUAAGUCGCUCUGGAUAAGAGCGUCUGCUAAAUGACUCAAAUGUAAAUGUAAAUGGUAUACUGAAGUAUAAUAACAAGCAUUCCAUAAGUGUCAAAGGCUUUUAUUGACAAUUACAUUAAGUUUAUGCAAAGAGUCAAUAUUUGCAGUGUUGACCCUUCUUUUUCAAGACCUCUGCAAUCCGCCCUGGCAUACUGUCAAUUAACUUCUGGCCACAUCCUGACUGAUGGCAGCCCAUUCUUGCAUAAUCAAUGCUUGGAGUUUGUCAGAAUUUGUGGGUUUUUGUUUGUCCACCCGCCUCUUGAGGAUUGAACACAAGUUCUCAAUGUGAUUAAGGUCUGGGGAGUUUCCUGGCCAUGGACCCAAAAUUUUGAUGUUUGGUUCCCCGAGCCACUUAGUUAUCACUUUUGCUUUAUGGCAAGGUGCUCCAUCAUGCUGGAAAAGGCAUUGUUCGUCACCAAACUGUUCUUGGAUGGUUGGGAGAAGUUGCUCUCGGAGGAUGUGUUGGUACCAUUCUUUAUUCAUGGCUGUGUUCUUAGGCAAAAUUGUGAAUGAGCCCACGCCCUUGGCUGAGAAGCAACCCCACACAGGAUGCUUUACUGCUGGCAUGACCACCAUCCUUUUAAAGCUUCCAGUCUGUUAUUCUAACUCAAUCAGCAUGACAGAGUGAUCUCCAGCCUUGUCCUCGUCAACACUCUCACCUGUGUUAACGAGAGAAUCACUGACAUGAUGUCAGCUGGUCCUUUUGUGGCAGGGCUGAAAUGCAGUGGAAAUGUUUUUGGGGGAUUAAGUUCAUUUUCAUGGCAAAGAGGGACUUUGCAAUUAAUUGCAAUUCAUCUGAUCACUUUUCAUAACAUUCUGGAGUAUAUGCAAAUUGCCAUCAUAAAAACUGAGGCAGCAGACUUUGAAAAUGUAUAUUUGUGUCGUUCUCAAAACUUUUGACCACGACUGUACAUGUGGAUAGAGUUAAAGAGUAAACAGAGUAGCAGCAGUGUAAAAGAGGGGGGUGGGGUGAGGUGGGGGGGUAAUGCAAAUAGUCCGGGUAGCCAUGAUUAGCUGUUCAGGAGUCUUAUGGCUUGGGGGUAGAAGCUGUUAAGAAGCCUUUUGGACCUGUACUUGGCGCUACGGUACCGCUUGUCGUGCGGUAGCAGAGAGAAAAGUCUAUGACUAGGGUGGCUAGAGUCUUUGAUAAUUUUCUUCCUCUGACACCACCUGGUUAGAGGUCCUGGAUGGCAGGAAGCUUGGCCCCAGUGUUGCAGUCAGGAUGCUCUCGAUGGUGCAGCUGUAGAACCUUUUGAGGAUCUGAGGACCCAUGCCAAAUCUUUUCAGUCUCCUUAGGGCGAAUAGGUUUUGUCAUGCCCUCUUUACGACUGUCUUGGUGUGCUUGGACCAUGUUAGUUUGUUGGUGAUGUGGACACCAAAGAACUUGAACCUCUCAACCUGCUCCACUACAGCCCCGUCGAUGAGAAUGGGGGCGUGCUCGGUCCUCUUCUUUUUCCUGUAGUCCACAAUCAUCUCCUUUGUCUUGAUCACGUUGAGGGAGAGGUUGUUGUCCUGGCACCACACGGCCAGGUUUCUGACCUCCUCCCUAUAAGGCUGUCUCAUCGUUGUCGGUGAUCAGGCCUACCACUGUUGUGUCGUCGGCAAACUUAAUGAAUGUGUUGGAGUCGUGCCUGGCCAUGCAGUCAUGGGUGAACAGGGAGUACAGGUGGGGACUGAGCACACACCCCUGAGGGGCCCCCGUGUUGAGGAUCAGCGUGGCAGAUGUGUUGUUACUUACCCUUACCACGUGGGGGUGGCCCGUCAGGAUGUCCAGGAUCCAGUUGCAGAGGGAGGUGUUUAGUCCCAGGGUCCUUAGCUUAGUGAUGAGCUUUGAGGGCACUAUGGUGUUGAAUGCUGAGCUGUAGUCAAUGAAUAGCAUUCUCAUGUAGGUGUUCCUCUUGUCCAGGUGGGAAAGGGCAGUGUGGAGUGCAAUAGAGAUUGCAUCAUCUGUGGAUCUGUUGGGGCGGUAUGCAAAUUGGAGUGGGUCUAGGGUUUCUGGGAUAAUGGUGUUGAUGUGAGUCAUGACCAGCCUUUCAAAGCACUUCAUGGCUACAGACGUGAGUGCUACGGGUCGGUAGUCAUUUAGGCAGGUUAUCUUAGUGUUCUUGGGCACAGGAACUAUGGUGGUCUGCUUGAAACAUGUUGGUAUUACAGACUCAGUCAGGGACAUGUUGAAAAUGUCAGUGAAGACACUUGUCAGUUGGUCAGCGAAUGCUCAGAGUAUACGUCCUGGUAUUCCGUCUGGUAAUCCAUCUGGCCCUGCGGCCUUGUGAAUGUUGACUUGCUUAAAAGUCUUACUCACAUCGGCUACAGAGAGCUUGAUCACAUAGUCAUCCGGAAGAGCUGAUGCUCUCAUGCAUGCUUCAGUGUUGCUUGCCUCGAAGCGAGCAUAUAAGUGAUUUAGCUCGUCUUUUAGGCUUGUGUCACUGGGCAGCUCGUGGCUGUGCUUCCCUUUUGUAGUCUGUAAUAGUUUUCAAGCCCUGCCAGAUCCGACGACCGUCAGAGCCGGUGUAGUACGAUUCAAUCUUAGUCCUGUAUUGAGUCUUUGCCUGUUUGAUGGUCUGAGGGCAUAGCGGGAUUUCUUAAAAGAGUCUGGGUUAGAGUCCCGCUCCUUGAAAGCUGUAGCUCUACCCUUUAGCUCAGUGCGGAUGUUGCCUGUAAUCCAUGGCUUCUGGUUGGGGUAUGUACGUACGGUCACUGUGGGGACGACGUCAUCGAUGCACUUAUUGAUGAACCCAGUGACUGAUGUGGUGUACUCCUCAAUGCUAUCGGAAGAAUCCCGGAACAUAUUCCAGUCUGUGCUAGAAAAACAGUCCUGUAGCUUAGCAUCUGCGUCAUCUGACCACUUCCUUAGUAACCGAGUCACUGGUGCUUCCUGCUUUAGUUUUUGCUUAUAAGCAGGAAUCAGGAGGAUAGAAUUAUGGUCAGAUUUCCAAAUGGAGGGCGAAGGAGAGCUUUGUAUGCGUCUCUGUGUGUGGAGUAAAGGUGGUCUAGAGUUUUUUUCCCCUCUGGUUGCACAUUUAACAUGCUGGUAGAAAUUAGGUAGAAAGGAUUUAAGUUUCCCUGCAUUAAAGUCUCAGGCCAGUAGGAGCGCUGCCUCUGGAUGAGUGUUUUCCUGUUUACUUAUGGCCUUAUACAGCUCAUUGCACUCAAUCUUAGUGCCUGCAUCGGUUUGUGGUGGUAAAUAGACAGCCACGAAAAAUAUAGAUGAAAACUCUCUUGGUAAAUAGUGUGGUCUACAGCUUAUCAUGAGGUACUCUACCUUAGCCGAGCAAAACCUCAAGACUUCCUUAGUAUUAGAUUUUAUGCACCAGCUGUUGUUUACAAAUAUACACAGACUGCCACCCCUUGUCUUACCGGGGUCAGCCGUUCUAUCCUGCCGACGUAGCGUAUAUCCCACCAGCGGUACGUUAUCCAUGUCGUCGUUCAGCCACGACUCGGUGAAACAACAUAAGAUAUUACGGUUUUUUAUGUCCCGUUGGUAGGAUAACCGUAAUCUUAGGUCUGAUUUAUUUUCAAAUGAUUGUACAUUGGCUAAUAGGAUUGAUGGAAGAGGCAGUUUACUCGCUCGCAGUCGGAUCCUUACAAGGCACCCCGACCUACGUCCACGAUAUUUCCGUCUCUUUCUCAUGCGAAUGACAGGGAUUUGGGCCUUGUCGGGUGUCUGUAGGAUAUCCUUCACGUCCGACUCGUUGAAGAAAAACUCUUCGUCCAAUACGAGGUGAGUAAUCGCUGUCCUGAUAUCCAGAAGCUCUUUUUGGUCAUAAGAGACAGUGGCAGAAACAUUAUGUACAGAAUAAAUUGCAAAUAACGCGAAAAAACACAUAACAUAAUAGUACAAUUGGUUAGAGGGCUGUAAAACGACUGAAUUAGGUUUUACUUGUGUUCUGAAAUCUCUCUCUCUCCCCCAUUGACCACUCUCCCAGGAGGUGGAGCGUAACCUGCAGGAUGCCAUGCAGGUGACCCGCAAUGUGCUGCUGGAGCCCAGCCUGCUGCCUGGCGGUGGCGCUGCCGAGAUGGCUGUGUCCCAGCGUCUGAUGGAGCUCUCCAAGACCCUCACUGGCGUGGAGCAGUGGCCCUACCGUGCCCUGGCCCAGGCCCUGGAGGUCAUCCCCCGCACCCUCAUCCAGAACUGUGGCGCCUCCACCAUCCGUGUGCUCACCUCCCUCAGGGUAAGCGAGUGACAGAGACGGAGAGAGUCAAAGGUAGAACCUCAUACCAUCUCGGAGUAAGACCGAUGGGAGAGUGUGCGAACGCGUGCGAGAGAGGGGGUGAAAGGGAGAUGUAGGUUUUACUGUACAUUAUAGUGGCCUUUUCACUGAGCUCCAUAUCUCUCUCCAGGCCAAGCACACACAGGAGGGCAGUGUGUCGUGGGGGGUGAACGGAGAGACUGGCACCCUAGCUGACAUGACCGCCCUGGGCAUCUGGGAGCCGCUGGCUGUCAAGGCUCAGACCUACAAGACUGCAGUAGAGGUGAGACUUCCAACCACCUGCUCAGUACAAUGUUGAGGGCAUUCAGAUGCGCUACAUAAGUGUUCAUUAGGUACAGUGCCUUCAAAGUAUUCACACCCCUUGAUUUUUUCCCACAUUUUGUUACAGCCUAAAUUUUAAAUAGAUUAAAUUGAUAUUUUGUCACUGGCCUACACAAAAUACCCCAUAAUGUCAAAGUGGAAUGUUUUUAGACAUGUUUACUCAAUAUUAGGAAGGUGUUGCUAAUUUUUGGUACACUGGAGUUGCUUACCUAGAUUACAUUGAAUCUUCCUUAGUGGCCUAGUUACAGUUUUGACUUUAAUUGGCUUGAAAAUCUAUGUCAAGACUUGAAAAUGGGUGUCUAGCAAUGAUCAACAACCAACUUGACAGAGCUUGAAGAAUAAAAUAAAUAAAAAAUAAUGUGCAAAUAUUGUACAAUCCAGGUGUGCAAAGCUCUUAGAGACUUACCCAGAAAGACUCACAGCUGUAAUCGCUGCCAAAGGUGAUUCUAACAUGUAUUGAAUCAGGGGUUUGAAUACUUAUGUAUAUUAGAUAUUUCUGUAUUUCAUUUUCAAUAAAUGUGCAGAAAUGUCUAAAAACAUGUUUUCACUUUGUCAUUAUGGGGUAUUAUUGUGUGUAGAUGGGUGAGAUUUUUUUUUUUUUACAUCCAUUUUGAAUUCAGGCUGUAACACAAUGUUUAAGUCAAGAGGUAUGAAUACUUUCUGAAGGCACUGUACAUGUGUUUUGGCUGUGCAGUUCUACUCCCUUGGACUCAUUCUUCUUCUUUCUCUCUCCAGACGGCCAUCUUGUUGUUGCGCAUCGACGACAUCGUCUCUGGACACAAGAAGAAGGGAGAUGAGCAGACAGGAGGAGGACAGGGUGCCGAGUAGAGGGGAAGAAGAGAAGGAUUGGGAACAGAGAGGAGGAAGAGGGUAAUGGAGGAAUAGGCAAUCUGAGCUAUUUCUUGUUGUUGCAUUGUCGAAGGAACCUGCAAGUAAGCAUUUUGUUGGACGGUGUAUACCAUGUGUAUCCUGGACAUAUGAUUAAUAAAAACUUGACAGGACUGUUUUAUAAACCUCUCACUCAGAUAUGACAUUUGUUAUGGACAGUCUAAGCAGACUGGGAUAGGGUUGUUGCAUGUAUUACAUAUGAAUGUACUGGAUUUGGUACCAAGGCACUCAAGUUUAGUUUGGUCAGUGUGUUUGUGUGUUUGCGCAGUAUUUAUGGCAGUAAGUGUAAGAUGUGACUGAAUAUGUUCUCCUGGGACCAAGGUUUACCUCGGUUUAUCACUCUAGGCAUUUCUUUGUAUGGAUGAACUCCUUUGUGUGACGUGAGUUGAAGAACGGUUGCCAAUGGAUGGUGACCAAAUCAAGUGACCUACAAGUAAUUUGAAUGAACUACUAAAGCACUGUGAUACUAGAACAAAAAAUAGACCUUGCAAAUGAUUUCAAGCCUGCAAUGUCUACCUCUGAAGGUCCUUUUUAAAUGCUGCAUUAUAUGGAUUUGAUCGUCUAGCAUUACUGCAUUUCAAUGAGUGAACGCUUUUUUUCUGUAAGAAAUAGUUGGAGUUAUGGUGUCUCUGGUUCUGAAUCCUCUUACUCCACUAGAACAUUUCCCACCAUUACCCUUUGCCUGGGGCUGUUACCUGUGAUUGAAUCAACCUCAAUAAAAGUGGAUACAAAUGACAUA